Engraulis encrasicolus (European anchovy) is the source of this 1017-nucleotide messenger RNA. Its product is annotated as P2Y purinoceptor 13-like. Gene Ontology annotation, biological process: negative regulation of adenylate cyclase activity; G protein-coupled receptor signaling pathway. Gene Ontology annotation, molecular function: G protein-coupled purinergic nucleotide receptor activity. Lineage: Eukaryota; Metazoa; Chordata; Actinopteri; Clupeiformes; Engraulidae. The record is from RefSeq and is a predicted model, not a curated record. Gene Ontology annotation, cellular component: membrane. The transcript has a single exon. The coding region runs from base 1 to 1017 and encodes 338 amino acids.
AUGGUCUCAGCCUCCACUCCUGUGAACUGUGGGAUCAACCAUUAUACCAUUAGCCUUGUGUUUAAGUCACUCUACUUUGUUUUGUGUGUCCCUGCCCUACUGCUCAACAUCAUGGCAGCCUGGAUCUCCUGGAAGCUGAAGAACAAGUCCUCCUUCAUCGUGUACCUGAAGAACCUUGUUGGGGCCGACCUUCUGAUGACUUUUCUCAUUCUAUUGAGGGCCGAUGCUGGCUCUCCUGGGUCAAGAUGGGGACUAAAGGCGUUUAACUGCCAGUUUGGCAGUGUGCUAUUCUACCUCUGCAUGUACGUCAGCAUUGUCCUGAUGGGAGUCAUCAGCCUGGACCGCUUCUUCAAGAUCGUCCAGCCGGGUGGGAAACUGUUUGGUCAAAGCCCCCUGUUUGGCAAGGUGGUCUCCGCAGCCAUCUGGGUGGUUCUACUCAGCACAAUCUCCAUACCUGCAAUGGUUCUAACCAACGAAAAACCUAAAAACACCACCACAGAGUUUUGCAUGGCAAUGAAGAGUGACUUGGGGAAACGGUACCACGAAGGGGUUAUUUUGGUGAGCACUGUGAUUUUCUUUGUGGUUCUAGUUGUCAUUGGAAUCUGCUACACCUGCAUUGCAAAGAAAGUCAUUGAAUCCUACCGAAACUCUGGCAGCAGGAACACAGAGGGAAAGCGGAGGGUCAAAGCCAAGGUGUUCAUUGUUCUCGUGGUGUUUCUGGUGUGCUUCGCUCCCUACCACAUCGCACGUCCGUUUUACCUUCAGCAGCAGGUGAUAGACAAGAAUGACUGCCGCUGGGCCUACCUUAGGGUCGUGAAUAGCAUCACCCUGUUUAUUGCUACGUCGAAUGUCUGUCUGGAUCCUCUCAUUUAUGUCUUGCUGUGUAAAGCCUUUCGUCAGAAACUGUAUGAGUUCAGGAUGUUCCGGCUCUGCUUAAGCUCUGUAUCUGAGGUCAGUGGGGAGGAGCAGAGGACUUCUGGUCUUCAGCUCACUCCAGUGAUGGAGUCCCCAAAGUGA